Messenger RNA from Entamoeba nuttalli P19, 1500 nucleotides. RefSeq lists its product as hypothetical. The coding region runs from base 1 to 1500 and encodes 499 amino acids. Gene Ontology annotation, biological process: NLS-bearing protein import into nucleus. Gene Ontology annotation, molecular function: nuclear import signal receptor activity. The transcript is spliced from 2 exons. Gene Ontology annotation, cellular component: nucleus. Lineage: Eukaryota; Evosea; Mastigamoebida; Endamoebidae. The record is from RefSeq and is a predicted model, not a curated record.
AUGUUCAGAAAAAAUGUUUGGACAUUUCAAUCACAACAACACCUUCACUCUCAACUUCGUACUUCUAAAAGACUAAAAAUGCUGUCAAAUAAAAGGACAUUGGCUGACUCUGUACCAAAAGAAGAAAAAACUUUAAUACAAACACUAUCUGUAGAUAGUAUUACUCAAUUUAAAAACCUUAUUAAUUCAAAUUCUGAGUAUGACAUUCUUCAAGGACUAAAUGGAUUUAGAAAAUUACUUUUAGGCACACAACCCCCUUUAAUUGAAAUUUAUCAAAGUGGAGUAUUACCUCGAUUAUCUCAAUUAAUUUCAGGAGAAAUAUCAAUUAAAAAUUUAGCUGUUGGAAUUACUGCAUCAAUGGCAGCAAUUGAUAACCCUCAAAUUAUUGAUGAAUUUAUUCAACUAGGGAUAGCUAAACAAUAUGCUGAUAUAUUAUGUUCACAAUUUAAAUUAAAAUUUCUAAAUAUAUUUGAGCAAGCUGCAAAUGGAAUUGGUAAUAUUAUGGGUUCGUCUCCAUAUUAUAGAGACAUAUGUUUAUCUUAUGGAUUUUUUAAUUCAUUUUUAAGACUAUGUGAUCGAUUUCUUAGUUUAAGAACAGACCCAACAAUGCCAACAGCAUUAUGCCAUGUUAUUAUGAAUAUUACAUCAGGAAAUCCAAAAUGUGAUGAAAGGUUUGCAUAUGUAUUGAUGCCUUACGUAAUUAAAAUGGGGCAAGGGUUUGAAGGAGAUACAUCAUUAUACAUGUUACAGACAAUGGUUAAUUUGUCUGAAUUUAAUAUUGAACUUGUAUGUAGAAUGGUACAUUCAAAUGAAGUAAUGGAAUUUUUAACGGGAAUUAUGAACAUGAGAUAUGGUGAUUUUCAAAAAUUUGUAUUACAAUUUAUUAGUAAUUGUCAUGACAAAUAUCCUGACACUUAUAACUAUAUUUCUAAUUUAUAUGAAUCUACUAUUAAUGUGUGUUGGCAGGCAUCAAAUUCAAUAAUUAUUCAAAUGUUUUCAUUUAUUAAUUCUGUAUUAAUAACUCCAAAAUAUACUGAAAGUGCUAUUCAAAUUAUUAGAAAUAAUGAGAGGUUUAUUUCUUUUUUAAUUACAUCAACAGCUAAUCAAAAUGUAGAAGCUGCAUUUUUUUCAAUUGAGGUAAUGAACUUUAUAUUGAUGACUAAGAAACAUGAUUUUAAUUUGAUUCAAGAAUUCCAAAGAAAAGGAAUAAUAAUUCAUGUUCUUUCUGCCUUAACAAGACCUUCCGUACAAGAAAAACCUAAUAUAGUUUCUGAUUUACUUGAUAUUAUUAUCAUUUGUAUGUCUUUUGAAAUAAAUAAUGAAUCAAAUAAUAUGGUUGGCGAGAAUUUUGACUUUUCACCAAUACAAGAUUUCGAAGAAAAAGAUGGAAAAGAAGUCAUUGAUACUAUUUGUUUAUUACUCCCAGAAUUUGAUAAUAAAGUUAAUACAAUUAAACAAAUUGUUUUUUCUAAAAGAAAUGAUGUAUCGAAUCACCUUUAA